Photinus pyralis (common eastern firefly) is the source of this 1184-nucleotide messenger RNA. It is a transcript of the gene mtTFB1, whose product is annotated as dimethyladenosine transferase 1, mitochondrial. The record is from RefSeq and is a predicted model, not a curated record. Lineage: Eukaryota; Metazoa; Arthropoda; Insecta; Coleoptera; Lampyridae. Gene Ontology annotation, biological process: transcription initiation at mitochondrial promoter; rRNA methylation. Gene Ontology annotation, cellular component: mitochondrial matrix. The transcript has a single exon. The coding region runs from base 147 to 1151 and encodes 334 amino acids. Gene Ontology annotation, molecular function: rRNA (adenine-N6,N6-)-dimethyltransferase activity; mitochondrial transcription factor activity.
CGGAUGCGAAGAAACAAUAUCAUUUCUGGUUGUCUCUUAGGUGCCGGUGUUAUUAGUAUUUACGCUUACACCAUCCUGUCGGUCAAGCAGGAGAGUUUCUUGGACGACUUUGAUGAACCAGCGAAAAUCAUCGAGAAGUAGGAGAUAUGUCGGCAGCAACACACCUUUUACGUUUACCUCCCUUACCUACAAUAAAGGAUCUCAUUCGUUUGUAUAAAUUGAGGGCAUUGCGUCAGCUGUCUCAAAAUUUUCUUUUGGACGAACGUAUAACCGAUAAAAUUGUACGAGCUGCUGGAAGUAUAAGGAACCAUACAGUUUGCGAAGUUGGACCAGGACCGGGAUCGAUCACUCGUUCCAUAAUUCGCAAGGCACCAAGCAAGGUUAUCGUCGUUGAGAAGGAUCCUCGGUUUUUACCGACGUUGCAGUUGUUAGAGGAAGCUUGUCAAGAACAUCUAGAGCUGAAGAUUGAACUGGGUGAUAUUAGAGAUUACAACUUUGAAGAGGGCUUAUCAGGUAUUGCCAAAAGUGAUUGGCAUGACCACUGUCCGCCGAUUAAUUUAAUUGGCAAUCUCCCUUUCAAUGUCUCUACAAACUUGAUAAUCCGCUGGUUAAAAUCUGUAUCGGAAAGAAACUCUGCAUGGGCGUUCGGCAGGACACCAAUGACUUUAACCUUUCAAAAGGAAGUAGCCGAGCGUAUUAUUGCACCCGUGGGUCACAAGCAAAGGUGUCGUUUAUCUGUAAUGUGCCAAUUCUGGUGUGAGGCUGAUCACAAGUUUACCAUUCCUGGCCGAGCUUUUCUACCUAAACCUGAUGUGGAUGUCGGUGUCGUCACUUUAAUUCCACUCAAAGAUCCGUUGAUCAAGUUGCCUUUUAAGACGGUAGAAAAGGUGGUCAGGCAUGUGUUUAAUAUGCGGCAAAAAUUUUGUUGGCGCGGGGCCGAGUGUUUAUUUCCGAAGGAAUUGCGUGAUGAGUUGGGCCCAAAACUGUUCCAUUUGGCCGAUGUCAAUCAUAAACUGCGACCUUUCAUGUUAAGUAAUGAGGAGUUUGCUCGGAUUUGUUAUGCCUAUAAUGCGUUAUGUGAAGAACAACCGGAAUUGUGUAACUAUGACUACAGAUCACCUAAAAAUGUUGUUGCUGCUGUUGAAAUGUAGUGUUUUGUGUUUUUAUUAAAGGUCUUUAGUGUU